Manduca sexta (tobacco hornworm) is the source of this 1314-nucleotide messenger RNA. RefSeq names its product mediator of RNA polymerase II transcription subunit 6 (gene MED6). Lineage: Eukaryota; Metazoa; Arthropoda; Insecta; Lepidoptera; Sphingidae. Gene Ontology annotation, biological process: regulation of transcription by RNA polymerase II. The transcript has 5 exons. The coding region runs from base 225 to 1082 and encodes 285 amino acids. Gene Ontology annotation, molecular function: transcription coactivator activity. Gene Ontology annotation, cellular component: core mediator complex; mediator complex. The record is from RefSeq and is a predicted model, not a curated record.
UAUAGUUAUGUACAUACUAAUUAUAUUUAUGUAAAUUACGCAUAUUUAUAACUUAUAUUAAAAAACAUUACCUGCGUGACAUCAAGUUGCUUUUAUAAUCCAGUUCAUAUCUUUUCCGUAGUAUUAUAAAUGCUUUUUGUCAUAUCUACUUUUGGGGAACAGGUUUCGAAAUUAAUAUCAGUAAACAUUUUAAGAAUUACUGACUAUAAAACAUUGAAAUCAAGAUGAUGCCUGGAAGAAUUGGUAAUUUGCCAAUAUCAGCUGAAAACCCUUUAGGAUUAUCGUGGCAUGAUUCUGCGUGGAUUCCGUUACUGAACCCGACUAAUAUAAUGGAUUACUUCUCGGAGCGUUCAAACCCAUUUUUUGAUCGCACCUGUAAUAAUGAAGUUGUAAAAAUGCAGCGGCUUAGCAUGGAUCAACUACAGAAUAUGACUGGAUUAGAAUACAUAUUACUGCAUGUACAGGAGCCAAUAUUGUAUGUGAUCCGUAAACAGCACAGACACAGCCCCACUCAGGCAACACCACUAGCUGAUUAUUACAUCAUUGCUGGUAUUGUUUACCAAGCACCAGAUUUAGCCAGUGUAUUAAACUCAAGAUUGCUCUCGGCUGUCCACCAUCUGCAGUGUUCAUUUGAAGAAACCAUGUCAUACUCCAGGUAUCAUCCUAGUAAAGGGUACUGGUGGGAUUUCAAAGCUAAUAAACCAGGGCUGGGCAAUUAUAAUUCAGGACAAUCAGCACCAAAAGAAGUUUCAUCAGCACCUAAAGAGGAGCCAUCAACAUUGUUUCAACGUCAAAGGGUAGACAUGUUGCUUGCAGAACUCAUGCGACAAUUUCCACUACCAGUUUCACAAACAACACCUAACCAGACAAAUGGUGUUACUGUGAAGACAGAAAACACGGAUGGCAAAGCUGGUGAUAAAUCUACUGAUGGGAAUGUAAAUAACAUAACUAUAAAGCAGGAACCAGUUGAUCCUAGUAGUUCAGACAUGACCAAUGGAUCAUUGCAAGGACAUAGUGAAAUAAAAACAGAAAUAAAACAGGAAAACAUGAAACCUCCUCCAGAGAAGAAGACAAGACUUUAAUAUAAGAUACACUUAGGACAAUUCAAUUUUGCACUUCUAUAUUUUUUAACAACGCAGUAUUUUUCUCCUGUUGUGUAUUAAACAAGUUGGUUAUAGUUUCUGGAGCUGAUGAGUUGUUUAAACAAAAUUGACAAUUAAUUCUUCUCUGAUCUGAUAGUGCUGUGUCUACGGUGCUACCAUUGGUUUGUACACUGAAAUUAUUAAUAAUAAAUAAUUAUUUAUGUAUUAAGUA